AUGGUGUGUUUUCGUGAAGCUCUGGAUCAGUGUCAGCUCUAUGAUCUGGGGUUUAGAGGGGAUAUGUAUACAUGGAGUGAUAAGCACGAGGAUGAUACUUAUACAAAGGAGAGGCUGGACCGUGUGGUAGCAAAUCCCAUUUGGAAGAUGAGAUUCUCAAACUAUGUGGUUGAAGGGCUUGUAACAAGGUGCUCUGAUCAUAAACCUUUAUUAAUGCAUUUUGAUGUAGGGGAGGAGGUAAGAGGGAUGUUGGAGAGCUGUGGUAAUGCAUUGGGAAGAUGGAACAGGCAAAAGAAUAGCAAGCAAGGAAAUGAAGUGAAAUUGUUGUCUGGUCAGUUGAAGAAGUUACAAGAUAAUGAAGAUCAAUUUCAAACUUCUGAGGUGAAGAAUCUCCAGUUGAGACAAGGUGUGUUGCUAGAACAAGAAGAUGUGAAAUGGAGGCAACAAGCCAAAAGAAAUUGGUAUAAAGGAGGAGACAGUAAUACAAGUUAUUUUCAUGCCUAUGCUACAUAA
This is a messenger RNA of Carya illinoinensis, 513 nucleotides long. RefSeq lists its product as uncharacterized. NCBI's taxonomy places the organism in Eukaryota, Viridiplantae, Streptophyta, Magnoliopsida, Fagales, Juglandaceae. The transcript is spliced from 2 exons. The coding region runs from base 1 to 513 and encodes 170 amino acids. The record is from RefSeq and is a predicted model, not a curated record.